UUAUGAUCCAAACCCAUUUACAUCAAACCCAAACCUGUUUAACUUCGUGUCGAGUCGUAUCAUUUAAUCGUGUCGUGUCUAAAAUUGCCAGGUCUAAACAAAACAAUACAUCAGUAUUACAGUAAUUCUUUUAUAAUUUUAUUGUAUAGGGUGAAAUUUCUUCUUUAAUCAAUAAAUAGAUGGACAAUGUAUAAUGCCCGGCUCUACCUUGUCUGAUUACUUAUCCGAAUUAAUUUUUCUUCCUCCCUGUAAAUAAGCGCCCACUUACUGUCUGCACGCAAGCUGUUCGAUCAAAUGCCUGAGUGAUUAAUCUUCCCCACAAUCCAAAUUAUGAUGGUCUUUGAAGGGUUUAAGGAAAUACUAAACAUCCAAAAGCUCCGCAGAAUCGUGUCUUAUACUGGGUUCUACUGCUUCUCAGCCCUUGUAGCCUACGCUUAUACAAGCAAUACAACUAGAGCUGGGUUUUCGAGGGCUGAUCAAUAUUAUGCAUCAUACCCUGCUGGAACUGAACUAUUAACCGACACUACUAAGUUAUACAAAGCUGCGCUGGGAAACUGUUUCGAAUCGGAAGAGUGGAGCCCGAUUGAGUAUUGCAUCAUGGCUAAGCACUUUGAACGUCAGGGAAAAUCGCCUUAUGCUUAUCAUGCUCAAUAUAUGGCACACCUUCUGUCUCAUGGAGAACUCGAUGGAAGUGGCUAGCAUAUAAUGUGAAUCAGCCGCCUGGGAAAUUAGUUAAACUCUACGCAUCUUUUGAUCUUAUCAGACGAUGAAAGGCCAUUGGGAUUCUCAUUUUAUGAGAUGCAAGCAACACUACCAACAAUUUAGAUCAUCUUCAAUUGGUUUAUGAAAUCAUUCAAUGCCUUUCUUUCUUUGUGCUGAAUCAGAUGGAAUCUUUUUUUUCGAUAAAUAUCUGGACUUCUAUUAUCCCUUAUGUCAAAUUUAUCAUCUCUAAGAGUAUAUGUAAAUGUUUCCCUAAAAGAAGAGUAUAUUUAUGUUGCA
Mercurialis annua (annual mercury) is the source of this 999-nucleotide messenger RNA. RefSeq lists its product as uncharacterized. The record is from RefSeq and is a predicted model, not a curated record. The transcript has 4 exons. Bases 331 to 699 code for a protein of 122 amino acids. Lineage: Eukaryota; Viridiplantae; Streptophyta; Magnoliopsida; Malpighiales; Euphorbiaceae.